UGAUUCUACAUUUCAACAAAACGUUCAUUUUAACAAAGCUCCUUCACAAAGAAUUGUUACAGCUUAAAUUUAUUUUUUUUAAUAGGUUGAUCAUUCAAAGCAAGCCAAAGCCAGUCACAGAAAUAUUUGUAAUUUCUGUAGUGACAAGGAAUUCUUGGCGUUUGAAAAAAAUGGAAGAGGGUCUCUUUGAAGUUGUACUGCGCAGUGCAAAUCACAUCCCAUCAGGUCGCCAGCUGCCCCGCACUCCUCCUAUGAUGAGUGUAAAGAAACAUUUGGAUUUUGAGGAUGUGGAACCUGUGAUGCCGAACAGCAACGCAAAGGCAGAUGGAGAUGUUAAGGUGUUUGGUUGUAGCAGUCUUAAAAUGGAGAACCCUUAUACUAUGCUGAAGGGCAUGAAGGGGUACCAUCUCACUCCUGAUGACCUAAACUUCAUCAGAAAAAAGGCAGAGGAAGAACAUGUAAAAAAGCUUCAGGAACAACUGGCAGAGACUCAGGCCCUGCUGAAAAUGGAGGUGAAGAUGUUGGAGCUUGCACUUGUGUCUAGGGCGACGACGCAGGCCACCUUCAGCCUGAUCCCGUCGAGUGACGAUCUGGCCAACUGGGCCAAACUGGUCCUGAGAGAGACCUCACCUUCUGACUUCACACAUCUGGAUACAAAGUCACUUCUGGCUCUCAUCAAAAUGGAAGAAAUCCAAAGAUUAACUGACCAAAAAAAGAAAGUCAUUGCAGUGAUGGAGGCAACUGCUGCAGAAACGUUCAAGAAAGAAGCUGAAGAGAGAGGCCAUCUUGAAAUGCAAGUUGCCAGUGAGGAGCUGAAGAUUCUGGAGCUGAUGAGAAAAUUGACAGUUCUGAAAUCAGACCUCCUCCAGCAGGAAUUUCUGUUCUGUUUUGCUUGGAGUCUGAAGCAGGACGGCGCGCUCUCGGCAACUGCCAAGGAAAACCGAGUGAGCAAGAACGAGACUCAAGGAGACGCGCGUGAGAAACUGUGCCAGCUCCGCCAUAGCCGGGCAGAGAACAUGCAAGUGGCUCCAAGUCUCAGCGUGGAGGCAAGGUGUGAAUCCCUCGACCGUGUUCGAUGCCAGUUGUAA
Molecule: messenger RNA, 1088 nt
Organism: Poeciliopsis prolifica (blackstripe livebearer)
Lineage: Eukaryota; Metazoa; Chordata; Actinopteri; Cyprinodontiformes; Poeciliidae
Exons: 9
Coding region: 171-1088 (305 amino acids)
Source: RefSeq, a predicted model, not a curated record